GUCUACGACAGGUCACAUGUUCGCUCGCGUUGGCUUGAAUUAAUUGGGAAGGGAAGACUCCCGGCUAGGCCUAUGGUCUUGUUCUGUACUUUAAAACAUUCGAGUUUGGUCUGUUGGUUUUUACGAUCACUCUGAGACAAAUAUGGAGGCAUCAUUAGCAGCCAAUAUCAUCAGUUUUCUUGGCAAAACAGGUGGAAGAGACAAACUAUACAGGACUUGUCAGUAUGGAAGCAGAUUUGUGUGGUGGUGUGUACAGGAGAGCAAACGUGAUCCAGAAUUGGUGAAGAAGCUGAAGGGUUUAGACUCCCAUCUGAGCACCAGUAGGAAAUUACUCAGAAUUGGCAAAAGUGUUGAGUUUCUACGGGCAGCACAGAAAUCCAUCCAUCGGUCAGACCCCUUUCUCCAGUUCACUAUUACCUUAGCCAAUAUCAACAAGGCCUCCUAUCUACUCAUUGACCACCUCUUGUGGAUGCAUCGGAUAGGUCUAGUCAAAGUCAAUAGUACGUACUAUGGUCAUCUAUCAAGUCGCUUCUGGUUGGCCACUCUGCUGCUCAGCCUAAGCACAGACCUGUAUGCCAUUCUUGGUGUCCUUGGUACUCUCCUUCAGACUGAUACGACAAAGGUGUCUUUGGACUCUGAGAAAGCCGUGAAGCAGUAUUCCAAUGGCUCUGCCUCAGGGGCACUUCCUAGCCAUGAGACCAAUGGCCACAGUAGCCACACGAUGCAUAGGACCUCACUAAAGCAGGUUUUGACGACACUAUUCCGGUAUCAUCUAGGACUCAUUUUGGACACUCUCAAGAACUUGGCCGACUUGUUCCUGCCAUUAUCAUAUCUCGGUCACAUCAGUAUAUCAUCAGGAUUACAAGGUCUCCUGGGUUUAAUAAGUUCUAUAAUUGGAGUGUUGACUGUAUGGGAUACCAAAUAUCGAUUGGCAAUAUGAACACAUCUCGCAGUAUGCAGGGCUCGACACAAGCUUUGUGUAUCUGUGGUAAAGUUAUUCCAACCUGUAUAAGAGCUCAAUAGAAUUAUCUAACUUUUUAAUCUUCAUAGUCUAACCUUCAAAUUGAAUUCAUAUUCAAUAUCACAUGAGAACUUCCAUGUCUAAGCCUGCAUUUAUGUGCUUGUGAUGUACAUGUAUGUCUGUCCCAUUUUCAUUCUCUUGUCUCUUUAUGGAAAUAGUGACAAUGAUCUUGUGAGGUUAUAAAGGGGUUUUCUAAAGGUGAUAGAAGUUCAAUGUGCACAAAUCUGGUAGUGUUGAAGGCAGAAAUUUUGACUUUAAGAUAACAUCUAUAAGUAGAAUUUCAGGUACAUGUAGGUGUAACCAAGAUAAACAAUGAUUAAAUGGAUUAUUGACUAACUUUUUUCUCAUGGUUUGCCAAGGACUGAGUAAAAUUUUAUUUAUGUUCAGGGUGCUCUGUAAAUCCAAGCGAUAGAAAAAAAUCUAUAUGUAUGUACAAAAGUCAACAUUUUAUCAACAAUGGGAAUGCAGGUACAAAGUCCAUUUGUUUUAUUGUACAUUAUCAAUGCAAGAGGGUAAACAUGAAAGGGUUUAUUUUCAUUUGGUCCAAUGCCAAUUCAUCCAAUUGCCAACUCGUCUACUAUCAUUUAGUCUACCAUCAGUUCGUCCAAUAUCCACAUGUUCUAAUUGCCAUUUCGUCCACUCACCAUCCAAUAACCAGUUGGUACAAUAGCCAUUUAGUCCGUAUACAAUGUUCCAUUUGGUCUAGUUAGACUUUAGUGUUAAUUGGGCAAAAUUGAUGAAAAUAAAACGAAUAUUAGACCGACUGGUUAUGAGACGAAAUGGUCAUAGACGAAGUGAUGAUUGGACCGAACGGUUAUUUGACCGAAUACUGUACAUCUUCUACUUUGAGUGCUACUUCGAGGUUCUGAAGAAUAACACAGUACAUGUUAUACUAGUAUUCAGGGUUAGCUUAGCUGCAGGGUCAGCAAAUCAUGUAUUUACUUUUUAUACACAAAGGUCAAGUAUGGACCCUACCAAAUGCGUCAGGAGAAUUCAAGGCAUUUGUUAUCUCGAGUGUUGACAUACAGAAGGAUUGAACUUUUUUUUCUGCCAAAGUUAUAAGUAGGUACCAAUAUAAUCACUAAAAUCUUGAUAUAAUCUAGUUGGCCCUGCAUAUGAACCUGACCGCAGAAUCUUGACAUUAAAGGGGUUCUCCAGGCUGAAAAUAAUUAUAUCUAAAUAAAUAGAGUAAAAUUCACCAAGCAAAAUGUUGAAAUUCAUCAAAAUCUGAUAACAAACAAGGAAGUUACUGAAUUUUUAAAGUUAAGCAAUAUUUUGUGGAAACAAUUAUAUGCAUGUUAUCAUGAAUAUUCAUCCUUACUUUCCUUUUUCUUAUGUUACUACAUGAAACCAUAAUUAUUACAGAUUUUCAUGUGUGUAGGAUGUGCCUCCCUUAGUAAAAUAAGUUGCAGCAACUUGUGAAUAUCUAAAUGCAUUAAAUCAGUUGUCAAUCCAUUUUUUCUAUUUUUUGGAGGACAAAAUUUGAAUGAAUAUAAUUUCAUGUAAUAGAAUAAAAAAGAACAAGUGGAGAUACGACAUCAUUAGUUUGCUCAUUGAAUAUUCAUGAAGACAUGCAUAAAACUGUUUCGCCAAAUAAUGCAAAUCUUUAAAAUGUCAGAACUUUGUUGUUCCUUGUCCAAUUUUGUUGAAAUUUCAGUGUUUUGUUUGUCUAAUUUUUCCUUAUAUUUUCAAAUCAUAUUUAUUCUUAGCCUGGAGUACCCCUUUAAUGAUCUUUGCUUACUAUUGAAUGUGACAGAACUCUCUUUGAAUUUGAAAUGUAAUGAUCUUUUGUAGUUCACCCACUUCAUCCAACAACUCAUUAAAAAUACCUGAAGACAAGUUGUGAAAGCAUUCCUUACAUAUGUUUUAGUCAGGGUUUGUAAUGAUUUUCAAUUAGUGUUGUUUUUUUGUACGUUUAUUGACAUCAGUCAUAUAAUUCGAUGCUAUUAAUCGAUUUGGUACUGGAAGUUUUUCAUUUUAAUUGUUAGGAAUGCUAGAAAGAAUAUUGUCACCCAAAGAUUGCCUUCUAGGAGCUUUGUUCUAUGAAAUGGAGCAAAAAGUAUAAUUUCAUGAAUAAAAUAGCAUAAUUCAAUUGAUUGAUAUAAAAUAAAACAUGAAUUUAGUGCAAUUUAAUAUGCAACCGCAUAGAUUAUGCCAUUUUCUACCUUUGUGCAAAUUUUCAUUGUAAACAUGCAAUCCACGACCAAGAUCAAAGGGGGUGCCAAAAAAGCCCCCCCCCCCCCUCCCCCGAAUAUAAGCUUGCAAAACCCAACGUAGCCCAGGAAAGUUAGGGUUAAAGAUCUUUCUUUUUUUUUCUUCUUAUUUUGUAACCUGCCUCACACACAGCAUUAUAUACCGUACAUGUAUUCUUUGAAAUACUUCGUACAAAAUACCUAUAUUUUCAUUAUAAAAUUUUACUGCCUUAUAUGUGUUAUGGCAUGAAUCACUUGUAAAUUCUUCUAUUUUAUGUAGUUUAUUUCUUAAAUCAUUUAUAUACCUUGAUUAUGAAUUUGUCAAAAUAUUAAUCCAAUUUUGCAGCCCUUCAAGAAAAUAUCUUAUUAGUAAAUAAAGAGGCUUCAAUAGGAGGUAAUAAUUUAUGAACAAAUUUUCGGCAUUACUCCUAUGGUUAAGAACGCAUGCUCGAUCUGUAAUGAAAAUUGACUUAUGAUUUUCAUUACAGAUCGAGCAUGCGAUCUUAAACACAUACAGUAGGAGUAAUGCCAAAAAUUUAUUCACAAUUUAAUAUCUUAUUACUAUAUGUAGCUUGAUUAUGUUAGAAAGCAGUAGUAUUUUACAUUUAAUUUGAAUUAAUUUACAGUAAAGGCUGGCCUGAAAAUUGUCAAUCAUACUCAAAUAUAACAUACAUGUAUGCAAGAAUUUAUCAAACCGAGUGUUGGUUGGUUAUUAACAAUUAUUUAAUUUGAUGUAUAACCUGAAAGUAAGAAUAUUGAUUGUGCAUGUAAUGCCUUAUUUGUAUAUUUUUUUUGUAAUUUGCAAUUGCAAUUCGAUUUAUUGUUUAUAUAAUACAGUAUAUGGUACUUGUUUAUGGUGGUUUAUAUUUCAAAGCAUUUCAUUCAGUACUUUAUAAGAAAAGGGAUGAUGCAAUCAUCGAAAAUCAUGGAGUGAGAAUUAAUCUCUAAUUGACAUUGUUUGUGAUUUGUAUAAUUUUGCACUUUUGAUGUGGUCUAUGAAUAUUCCAUUUCAAGAAAUGAUUUUGUGAUAACAUGACAUCUACAUUUAAAAUGAAAUGAAAUAAAUGCUUACUUUUUCUUACUUCA
Molecule: messenger RNA, 4299 nt
Organism: Lytechinus pictus (painted urchin)
Lineage: Eukaryota; Metazoa; Echinodermata; Echinoidea; Temnopleuroida; Toxopneustidae
Product: peroxisomal membrane protein 11B-like
Exons: 4
Coding region: 143-940 (265 amino acids)
Biological process (GO): peroxisome fission
Cellular component (GO): peroxisomal membrane
Source: RefSeq, a predicted model, not a curated record